UUUAGGUUAGUUUACAAGUUAACGUCUAGCGGGCUCGAUAGGAAGGCCACAGCGACAAGCGUUACAGCGUAUGCGUUCAUCCGGCAACCUAUGCGUUGUGUUAUUCGUUGUCGCGCUUGAACUCUGCGUUAUUGGACGAUCUGUUUGUGACCUGUGGGACUUAUUGGUGCGCUUGAGAGCUCUGACCGUCUUGUCUCUUGUCCAAAGUGUUGGGUGUUAGCGAGAAGGUGCCAGGUUCGGUGGCUGGUAUGACCGUACAAGACGAGACGCGCGCUAUGUCGCAGACGGCAACGACAAGGUCACGUUUUAUGAUAACAGACAUUCUGAACGGUUCUUCGGAUGGUGGUGCUAUACUGAGGGGUAGAUCGCCGAGUCCCGGACCUAGGGAUCUGUCGCUGCACUCCAAUCCUAACCAUGGGGACAGCGAUACAGAUAGUUCUGGACAUCCGGACACCUCCAGCAUCUGCUCUAACGGACAAUUAGGAGAAGACUCGCUCAACUCAUCAAAAAGCUCAAACGGAAGCCUGAGUAAAAAACAGAGGAAAGCACGGACGGCGUUCACAGAUCUACAGUUACAGACAUUAGAAAAAAGUUUCGAGAGACAAAAAUACCUGAGCGUUCAAGACAGAAUGGAACUGGCAGCGAAACUCAGCCUUACAGAUACGCAGGUCAAGACGUGGUACCAAAACAGAAGAACAAAGUGGAAACGACAGACAGCAGUAGGCCUUGAACUCCUAGCUGAAGCUGGCAACUACGCAGCCUUCCAGAGGCUAUACGGUGCUCCAGCCUACGGAUGCUGGUACCCUCCACAAACUGCUGGACCAACCGCCCCUCCAAGCGCUGCCGACCUCUACUACAGACAAGCUGCAGCUGCAGCGGCUGCAACGUUGCAAAAACCAUUGCCAUACCGACUCUACCCGCCCACGAUGGGGCUGGGAAUGCCUGGACCAAGCGCCCAUCUUGGUUCCUUAGCAGCCAGUAGCUCCUUGAGCACCCUAUCCAGCUACUAUAGCAACCCGACUUCAGAUGGACCAUCCCCGAGGUCGCCGAGUCCUGACACCCCUUUAGAUCCUGGAUCACCAGGUACCAACGGGAGGAGAUCGCCCUCUGAUGACGAAGACACCAUCCACGUGUAAAAAGACCUUAAGUUGUACUUUAAGACUGCAUGGUGGAAGCCUCCUAGAUAAAAAUGUACAGAUUUAGAAGCUGACUGGAGUCACAACAGCAACAGCUGAAGAUGCUUCCACUAUGUAGUCUAAGUCCGGAUACUUAGUACAUAUUGUGAUAUACCGUGUAUUAUAGCUAAAUUUGUUAAUUUAUUGCGCUUGUAAGUGUCGUAUAGAUAUAGUUAUCCUGAUGGACGAUUUGGUACUUAGUGAAAAGAGCAGCUUUAUGUAAUAUACACAUCAAGUGACUGUUGAGAUCAUCUGUAGUAUUAUAUUAUGGAUGUCUUUGAGAGAUGUAAAUGUUUCUUUUAAAGGGUAAGACAAUGCAUUGUUUUGUGCAAUAUACUUACUCGUGGCUCGGUGAGCUUUAUACAUGUUAAUAUUAGUUGAUAAAAUAAAGGACAUUUAAGUUUUUAUUCUUGA
Messenger RNA from Harmonia axyridis, 1589 nucleotides. RefSeq names its product homeobox protein B-H1-like. Lineage: Eukaryota; Metazoa; Arthropoda; Insecta; Coleoptera; Coccinellidae. Gene Ontology annotation, biological process: regulation of transcription by RNA polymerase II. The transcript has 3 exons. The record is from RefSeq and is a predicted model, not a curated record. Gene Ontology annotation, molecular function: DNA-binding transcription factor activity, RNA polymerase II-specific; RNA polymerase II transcription regulatory region sequence-specific DNA binding. Gene Ontology annotation, cellular component: nucleus. Bases 249 to 1136 code for a protein of 295 amino acids.